This is a messenger RNA of Cuscuta epithymum, 440 nucleotides long. NCBI's taxonomy places the organism in Eukaryota, Viridiplantae, Streptophyta, Magnoliopsida, Solanales, Convolvulaceae. The record is from the annotation of a GenBank genome assembly.
UUAGAUUUCACUUAUGUUGAGUUUUACCGUGCUGAUAGCCUCAAAGUUAUCCCUUGUAUUCCUUGUCUUGAGGUGCUAGUGUUCUGGGAUUGUAAUGGGAUAGAUAAGUUUGUGAUCAAUGCUCCAAGACUUAAAUACCUCAGCUUCAUGGACGCUCAUUUCGUGGCUGAAUGGAAAUGGUUUGAGCUUCAUUUUCCUGUCAUUAAGACUCUUUGCUUCGGUGCAUCUACGUUUGUGUAUAACAUUGAUGCUCCAAUAAAUAUGCAAGAGAGGCUUCCAAUUGCUACAAACCUGCAAGUGAUUGAGCUGCAUACUUUUAGGUUUACUGAUGUGAAUUGCGUUAAUUUUGUUAUUCAAUUGCUUCGGAAAUGCCCAAAGCUACGCGAACUGGAGAUAUUUAUAAGAAAGCACCAGUCACAUUUGCAUGGUGAAGCUGAUCC